Mobula hypostoma (lesser devil ray) is the source of this 2763-nucleotide messenger RNA. It is a transcript of the gene hmgcll1, whose product is annotated as 3-hydroxymethyl-3-methylglutaryl-CoA lyase like 1. The transcript is spliced from 9 exons. Gene Ontology annotation, biological process: ketone body biosynthetic process; L-leucine catabolic process. Gene Ontology annotation, molecular function: hydroxymethylglutaryl-CoA lyase activity. NCBI's taxonomy places the organism in Eukaryota, Metazoa, Chordata, Chondrichthyes, Myliobatiformes, Myliobatidae. The record is from RefSeq and is a predicted model, not a curated record. Bases 262 to 1269 code for a protein of 335 amino acids.
CGAUGCAUUGUUUUUCUUUCUGCAGAUGCAAACACUCAGAGCUGGCGUGGUAUGUGGCUGUCUGAAUGUGUAUUUCUGUUCACGUCCGGAGUCCAGCCCUAGCUGAUGAAUGCAUGCGCCCAGACGGGGCGGUCACUAUCCGUUUUCAUUCAGAACCGGCGCCGGCCGGCGAAAGCGCUGCCAGCUAAUAUGUAAUUGCCUCGGUCCAUCGGCUUCGCGAAGGGAAAGGAGGGGCGUGUUUAGCUAGAGUGACCCUCGCUCAUGGGGAACAUACCCGUGUCCGUCAAGGAGUGCCUGAGCGCCGGCUUGGACCUAGACUGGAUCUCGGCCGGGCACGUCUUGUCACAUGGACGGCAGAACAGCGCUGAACCCACCCUUCCUGAGUUUGUAAAGAUUGUCGAGGUUGGGCCAAGGGAUGGACUGCAGAAUGAGAAGGUGAUUGUCCCAACUGAAGUGAAAAUUAAACUGAUUGAUCUUCUGUCAGAAACGGGAUUGUCUGUUGUUGAAGCCACAAGCUUUGUAUCUUCAAAAUGGGUGCCCCAAAUGGCAGAUCACACAGAAGUAAUGCAAGGAAUAAAGAGGUCCCCACAAGUAUCCUACCCUGUCUUAACUCCAAAUCUCCAUGGGUUUCAGGCUGCUAUUGAAGCAGGGGCAAAAGAGGUGGCUGUCUUCGGAGCAGCCUCGGAAACGUUCAGUCGAAUGAACAUGAAUUGUUCCAUUGAGGAAAGCAUGCAGCGAUUUGAGGAGGUGAUCGGAGCUGCAAAGAAAGGCAGCAUUCCUGUACGAGGGUAUGUGUCUUGUGCAGUCGGGUGUCCAUAUGAAGGAACUAUCGCCCCAGCAAAAGUUGCAGAGGUGGCAAAACGAAUGUACGAUAUAGGUUGCUAUGAAAUCUCUUUGGGGGACACCACAGGAAUAGGGACUCCUGGUGACAUGAAGGAAUUGCUUCAAGCAGUGAUGAAGGUGAUUCCUAAAAAUGCGUUGGCAGUUCAUUGCCAUGACACUUAUGGACAAGCUUUAGCCAAUGUCUAUGUGGCUUUACAGAUGGGAAUCAGUGUGGUGGACUGCUCUGUGGCUGGUCUUGGUGGCUGUCCUUACGCUGAUGGUGCUUCUGGCAAUGUCUCUACUGAAGAUGUCGUAUACAUGCUGACUGGUUUGGGGAUUCGCACUGGAAUAGACUUGUACAAAUUAAUGGAAGCUGGUCACUUCAUCUGUGAAGUGCUCAACAGGAAGACCAACUCAAAAGUGGCUCAAGCUUGUUACAAGCCUUGACAGGGAUCUUGGCAAUGCACUGAAGAGAAUUCCUGUUGCAAGUACUUAAGCCUUAAUAGUUAAUGCUAUUAUUAAAUUCAAUACUGCACUGGCGCCUUUCCAAUAAUGUAAUGUGCCAUAGUGCAAUACAUCACAACAUUGUAUUUCAUGUGAGGAUACUGAAGUGGAACAUGGGUAACAGAAUAAAUAGUUUUUUUAAUGCCUGCAUUUAGCUUCUGUGAUACAACAUAGUUAAACAAGAGAUUCUGCAGAUGUUGAUAAUCUUGAGCAAACACAAAAUGCUAGAGGAGCUCAUCAGGUCAGGCAGCAUCUCUGGUGAAGAGUCUAAGCUCAAAAUGUCAACUGUCUAUUUACUUCUGUUGAUGCUGUCUGACCUGCUGAAUUCUUCCAGCAUUUUGUGUAUCUUGCUUCUGAUAGUUAUGUUUAUCAAAUAUUUCUGGAGCAAAGGAACAAGACAGAGUCAAAUAGUUAAUGUCUUUAGUUACGUGGCUGAGUCUUCUUGCAACGUGGCCCCAAACACCUCAGCACCAUUGAGCGUAUCCUCAAGAAAUGGUGCAUCAGGAAGGUAGCAUUUAUCAGUAAGGACUCUCACCAGCCGGGAUAUGCCCCUUUUGCGUUACUGCCAUCAGACUGUGAAGCAACCAGUCAGAAUAUUCUUCAUUGUGCAUCUGUAGAAAUUUGUCAGAGUUUUAGAUGGUAUGCCUAAAAUGUGCAAACUUUGAGGAAGAUAGAGGAUGUGUUGUGCCUUCUCUGUGAUAGCACUUACAUGCUGGUGCUGGGAUAUAUUCUCUGAUAUGAUAACGCCAAGGAAUUUAAAAUUACCCUCUCUAUCUCUGACACCACCUCAUUCUGGCUUCUUUCCUCUUUCCUUUCCGGUCCUGAUGAAGAGUCUCGGCCAGAAACAUCGACUAUUUAUUCCUCCCCGUAGAUGCUGCCUCAUCUGCUGAGUUCCUCCAGCAUUUUGUGUGAUUGUUACUCUGGAUUUGUAGUAUCAGCAGAAUCUCUUGCGUUUGGGACCUGCUCCCUGUUUUAGAGUAUCAUAUUCAUAGCCUGAGGAUCAUACAAAAUACAAUGUUAAUAAUAUUAUUAACCAAAGUCCAUGCAAGUUAUUCUGCUGCUCAUUGUCUGAAAUAAGUGAAUGAAGAUCUUUUUCUACACAUAUUGCCUAGAUGUGGACCAUCUAUUUUACUGCCUCAUCCUUGUUAUUCAUCUGACUCUCAGGGUAUUGUUUGAACACCUGUGCCAUGUAUGCAAUGUGUCUUAUUACUUGAUUAACUCAUCCCACAACAUAACAGAGAGGUUCUUGUGAGAUUAUUUUACAUCUAAAAUAGAGUCUGUGUUAUCUGUAGCCUUAAAUUUUUGAGUGUUAAUCUAUUUGACAUGAAAGCUUUAAACUUCAAAUUUUUGCAAUGUAUGAAAGAUCUCAGUUCAGUAAAUUGAAUGUGUUUGUGCUACAUUGAGAAUGCAAAAUGUAUACUUUCUAUUAAAGGUCAA